AGCACUUUUAGUACAGCGCGAGAUUUUCCAGCAAUCGGUCGAGUUUUCCGGAUAAUUUGCUCAGUAAUUGUGAAAAAGUACAGUUGCCACAUACUUAGUCCUGCGAAAAUUAAAAUGAUAUACAGAAUUAAAUUUAUAAGCGGAUAUUAAUUUAAACUAGUAAAAAAUUCGAAAAUAACGAAACAGAAUAUUGAGUUUUGUUGCAAAUACGUGUGAUUACGGUUUUGUGCAUUUAACGAAGAAAUUUAAAUAUUAUGUCCAUUUAGUUAAAUUCACAUUUUCAAAUUGAGUUCUUUCGCCUGAAAGAAAUUUGGCGUGCAUAACUAAAAAUAAUAAGUAUGCGAUUCCUAAGAAUGCGACCAGAACCGCCGAUCGACUUGUAGAAAAAUAGUACCAAAGAAUUUGGAAAGACGAAACAUAAAGUAAAAAAUUGUAAUAUUCACCAAAACAAUGACGAACACCAAGCAAGAGUUUAAUUUCAUACCCUUAGCUGUAGUAUUUAUUAUAGGCAUCCAAGCCAAUUACGCACAAACAACGUGUAAGAAUGGUUUAGGACGCGUCCUAUACGAACGACUGCCCAACCAACAACUGCAGGGCUACGACGAUGACGUGGUGCGUGACACAGCGCCUCCCUUUCGAGUUUUAGAGAAGUGUCAAGACUUGUGCCUGCGCGAUCGCACCGGUACCAACAACUUGGUGCGCACCUGCACCAGCUUCGAUUUUCAACCGGGCAGUCGCAUCACCUCUUUCGGCGGCACCUCCGAAUACGAAGAAUCCCUAUGCUAUCUAACAUCCGAGCAAGCGGGCCCUGAGGGCAUCGGCAGUCUGAUGCUAGUACCAAAUAGUGUGCAUUUCAAUGAGAUUUGCUUGACCUCAAAUCGCCCGGAAAGAGAAUGUCCCAGUAGGCGAUAUGUGUUCGAGCGGCAUCCACGCAAGAAACUGAAAUUACCCAUCUCGGAUGUCAAGGAGUUUACCGCAGCGAAUCGUUCGGAUUGUGAAGAUAAGUGUUUGAAUGAAUUCGCAUUCGUUUGUCGCUCCGCCAAUUUCGAUUCUACAAUGCGUUCCUGCACGUUAAGCAGAUUCACACGUCGCACACAUCCAGAAUUGCUGGAAGAUGACCCCAACUCCGAUUAUCUGGAAAACACCUGCUUGAAUGCUGAGCGACGUUGUGACGGUCUGGCUGUGUUCGUCAAGGAGGAGAACAAACGGCUAGGCGGUCCCUUCGAAGUGGAUAUUUUCAAUAACAUGACAUUAGAGGAAUGCCAGACUAUGUGUCUACGCGCCGAGAAAUACUUCUGUCGUUCCGUCGAGUUCGAUGAUCAAACGAAGCAGUGCAUUUUGUCUGAGGAGGAUUCUAUUUCACAGAAAGACGACAUCAGUAUCAGUUCCAGUCCAACACACCAUUUUUACGAUCUGGUCUGCUUAGAUAAUCAACGUGCCACUGAUUACCCCGACAAUUCGGUCACAUCGCAUUUAUUCUCGUCGGGUCGUCGGCCCGACACUGCGUUUCAGCGUUACCGUAAUUCACGUCUGGGAGGCGAAUUUCAUUCCGAAAUUACUGGCCGCUCCCUGAGUGAAUGCCUCGAUGAGUGUUUGCGCCAAACGAGCUUCCAGUGUCGAUCGGCGGUUUAUAGUGAUCGAUUUCGCACUUGCCGCUUGAGUCGUUACAAUCAAAAGGACGGCAUGCGUAUUAUUUACGACGCAGACUAUGAUUAUUAUGAGAAUCUAAUGUUGAACGUGGUUGGCGGUGGUGAUACGGAUGGACACGGAGGAACCAGCAAUGGUGGGGCUCACCGACCAAGUGAACAUGGGAACCCUAAUUGGCGACCACCCAGUAAAGACGAUGACCGUUAUGGUGCGGGGGGUGGUGUCAGUACUGGUAGUAGAUACCCUGGCGGCAGUGGUGGUGCCGCUGGAUCAGGAACACCUGGUGGAGGUAGUGCUGAUGACUACGGACGCCCUUACGAUCGCUAUCCAUUACCUAAUGAAUAUGAUCGUUAUCCUGGUGGUGGCGGCAGCGGUGGAGACCGUUAUGCUAAUGAUGGCCGUUACCCACCACCUGUUGACAGUCGCGGUCCUUAUGAAGAACGCUAUCCACCAGGACGCCUUCCUGUUGGAGAUCAAGAGCGGUAUCCGAGCGAUCGAGAUCGUGAACGGUAUCCAGGUGUAGGAUUAGAUUUAUAUCCAGGUGAUCGGGAACGUUAUCCCGGAGAACGUGAUCGUUACCCUAAUGAUCGUUAUCCAUUCAAUCGCGACCGUGACCGCGAUCGCGACCGUUUUCCUAUUGGGGAGCAUGAUCAUGAAAGAUAUCCUGGUGGGGAUCGAAAUCGUUAUACAAUUGGUGAGAGAGAUCGUUUUCCGAUCAGUGAUCGUGAACGGUAUCCAGGUAUCGAGGAUCGUUACCCACCAGGUCGUUAUGGUGAGCGUAACCGUGAACGAGAUCGUGAUCGUGAUCGUUACCCAAUUGGUGGCUAUCCACCUCGCGAUCGUUAUUCUCACCGCCCUCUCGAUCGUUAUCCAAUACCGCCAAUCAACGAUAAUGACGUACCCAGUGAUCUGCCUCACACAAGACCUUAUCCUCCAGAUGAUGAUUUGCCAUAUCGUCCUUACGGUACUGCAGGCCGUUAUCCAGAAGAUCGUUAUGCUAGUAGAUAUCCUUCACGUUAUCCACCGGAAAGAGAUCAUACAUAUGGGUACACUGGACGUGAUGCUCCCGACAGUUUCUUCCUUGAUAAACGUUUCCGCCCCUCCUCUAUUGACUCACGCUACCCAUUACUGACCGAUGGACGUGGAGGUCAACCGCCACCACGAUUUGGUCCAGACGGCCGUUAUCCCCCAGAUGACCUAAUACAUACUGCUCGGAGACCAGAACCAGACUCUGCAAAACGUUAUCCCCCCGCACCUUUAAUACCACCCACAACUAUAAGUAAAUAUCCUUCCACACCAAACCGAUUUCCGGUAGGUACUGACCGCUACCCGAUCGAUAUAUAUAAAUACGGCAACCGAUACGGUAGUAGUAGUAGUAGCAGUGGCGUAAGGCCAGGUUAUGAACGUCCACCUCCGCCACCACAUUACUAUGAUGUAGAAUACGAAGAACGUUAUGGCGACCGUUAUGGUGGCUAUGAUCGUGAAUAUGAGGGGCCCAUUGGCAGACGGCCAUUAGGUGGUAACGGUGGCGGUGGCUAUCCUAAUUAUGAGAGUCCCUUCAAUCGUCCCUAUGGGCAUGGUGUAGGCGCUCCGCCCCCACUUGAUGACAAUCGACCUUUGCCACCACCAUUACAUCCCUAUGGUGGCGGUGGCUCUGGUGGUAUUGGACAAGUCGCUCCGGGUGCUGGUCCACCACGGCCCCCUGUGACGCGUUGCGAAGAGACUGACAAUUUCAAACAAAUCGCAGCAAGACACAAAAUGCGACGACACUAUGUACGGCGUUCACUGGUUGUGCCCUCUCUAAUUCAGUGCGAACGAGAAUGUAUUGAAUCGCGUGACUUUAUUUGCCGAAGUUUCAAUUACAGAGAUACGGCGGCCACGAACUACGAUGAACGCGAUUUGCCCAAUUGUGAGCUAAGUGAUCGGGAUUCACGCGAACUGGACGUACAUGAUCCAAGCAAUUUCGAUGCAGCUAAUUACGAUUACUACGAGCGUAGUUUGGGUCGCAGUGAUGGCGAGUGUAUGGAUGUGACUCAAACUUGCAACGAGGAGGGAAUGGAAUUCACCAUACGCACUCCGGAAGGAUUUCUUGGACGCAUAUAUACAUAUGGCUACUACGACCGAUGUUUCUUCCGCGGCAACGGCGGCACUGUAAAUGUGCUCCGCAUCAGCGGUCCUCAAGGCUAUCCCGACUGCGGCACGCAAAGAUACGGCGACACGCUGACUAACAUUGUUGUUGUACAAUUUUCCGACAAUGUACAAACCAGUCGCGACAAACGAUACAAUUUAACAUGUGUAUUCCGUGGGCCAGGCGAAGCAGUUGUCACUUCCGGCUAUAUUGGUGCAGGUCUUUCUAAUUCCGAUAGAUCCGGCAGUCCCAUACCCAUUGAAUAUUUGCCCGCGGAAAACACACUAAGUUCGAAGGUCCGCCUAAUGAUUCUCUACCAAGGGCGCCCAACAACCACCAUAGCGGUGGGUGAUCCACUAACUUUCCGUCUGGAGGCACAAGAUGGUUAUAACCAUGUAACUGACAUAUUUGCUACUAAUGUGGUGGCGCGUGAUCCAUACUCGGGCAGGAGUAUACAACUUAUUGAUAGAUUUGGCUGCCCUGUGGAUCCAUAUGUCUUCCCCGAGUUGGAUAAACUACGCGAUGGAGACACAUUGGAGGCGCGUUUCAAUGCAUUCAAAAUACCCGAGUCAAAUUUUCUUGUAUUUGAGGCUACAGUUCGCACUUGCCGUGACGGUUGCCAACCUGCUUAUUGUCCAGGCGCAGCUGGUCGGCAAGAACCUUCUUUCGGACGUCGCAGACGCUCAGUGAAUGAAACAGAUGUUGCAGAAGUCGAAAAUAAUACGGAACCUGUUUCUGAACGUUUGAUUGAUGAUCUCUCUGAUGUAAAUAGUACUAAAGUAAUGGGUACACUUGGAGACUUUAAUAAAACGAAUACAAGUGAUGACAAGUCUAAUCAGGAGCUAGAGGAGCCAGAGCAAGUGCGUGAAAUGAUUGAGGUAUUUGAGACUCGUGAGGAAAUCGAAAAAGACUCUUACCCGCGAAAACUGGUUGCCCCGAUUGAGACCGUGUGUAUGACACCCUCCGAGUACCAUGGUCUUAUAACAGCAAUUAUAUUACUUAUGAUUUUGUUGUUCAGCAUCACAUUGGUCUCCGGUUUAGCUUACAGACGCUAUUGGAGCACAAUGACGAAAAAUCGAAUCGCCGACCGGCACUCUCCGAUACAUUCCCUAGGGCAGUCUUCGAUACGUACGCACGAACGCUUCAGUGAGAUCGGUCAAAUGGCAGGUGGCAGCGGAAAUGCAAUGCCAAAUAGUACCGCGAACGCAUUCCGCGCCAAUAUGUCAAUCUUCGGGGGAAGUCUUCAUAAAACAUUCGCCACAGGGAAUUUGGCGCGAAUGUGUCAACUGCCAGUCAUUAAUCCGAUGCGUAAUAACGGUGGUACAAAUCACCAAUUUGAGGACCCUAGUGAACCAAUAUAUACUGACCCAUCAUUGUUCGAACGCUCUAGAUCUUUGCGCAGUCUGACCACAGAAGGAGAAGCUGAGAAUCGUCACGCAGUGUAGGGCCGACUAUUGCACAUCCAAAAUACAUAAACAUAUAUAAGGAAAAAUAAGUAAAGCACGAAGAGGAUAUUAAGAGACAUAGUAGAUGCAGCAGAUUAAGUACAUUACAAAAAUCAAAGAUAUUACGUAUAAAAUCCAAAAAUACGCGUGUAAUUGGAAGUUCAAUUUUAAGUAAACUAUGUAAAAUAAAAAUAUGCGUUUUGUUUAGAUAACAUCUGCAAUAAAAAUAAUAAAAAUGAGCAUAAA
Zeugodacus cucurbitae (melon fly) is the source of this 5466-nucleotide messenger RNA. RefSeq lists its product as uncharacterized. Lineage: Eukaryota; Metazoa; Arthropoda; Insecta; Diptera; Tephritidae. The coding region runs from base 451 to 5220 and encodes 1589 amino acids. The record is from RefSeq and is a predicted model, not a curated record. The transcript is spliced from 24 exons.